CUGUAACAGAAAAGAUAGACGGUGAGACUUGAAGUUCUACCGUAUUCUGAGAGACCCGGGAGGAUGAGAGCGAGAUGGACUGCUGUAAUUCGACAAGAAAUCUGGGCACCAAACGAUCACCACAGACUAUGUAGUAGUCAUUUUAUAUCUGAAGAACGCGUUUGGAGGACCGUCUCACAGCGAUGAACAGCAUAAAAAGAUAUUUGGCGGACAGAAGAGUGCCUUGGCCUUGGACAAAGAAGGAUGACUUGCCAAAUGAGUCAAGCCCUCUCAUACCAAAGGGAGAUGCAGUGCCUCACGGAAGCACCGAGCUCCAUCAAAUGGACACAAGCGGUGAACACGAGCCCAGAUUCAAAACCAUCCGGCCCCGCCGCAGUUAUUCUUUCAUGGACUACUUUCUCAAGUACCUCCUGGUUCUGAGCAACCUGACCUUCUCCGUUCUGGGCCUGCUUCUUCUCGCCUUGGGUUUCUGGGGCCUCAUCAGCAAAGAGUCCUUCGCUCAGGAGAAAAUCGGAAGCAUUGGCACCGACCCGAUGUUGCUACUGGUGACUCUAGGCCUGGUGCUGACGUCGCUGUGCCUGACGGGCUGCGUGGGUGCCUUGCGGGAAAAUUGUUUCCUGCUGAAGGUGUUCUCAGGAAUCCUGCUGGCGCUCAUCACGGCCCAGGUUUUUGCAGUUAUAAUAGUGUACAAUAUGCAACAGCAAAUCGGAAACAUGUUGCGAUCAGCCAUGUUGGCCGCCAUGGCCCGCUACCAGGACGACCUGGAUUUGAGGUUCAUCACCGAUGAGAUUCAGUCCAAUAUGCAGUGCUGUGGGGCAGAUACGUAUCGAGACUGGGACGUCAACAUAUACUACAACUGCUCCGCUCCGGGAAUUAUGGCCUGUGGCGUUCCUGCGACGUGCUGCAUUAACCCGCUGGAGAACGGGACGUUGUGGAACUCUCAGUGCGGCCUGGGCGCCCAGUCGCUGGACGAGUUCAGCGCCCAGAGCGUGAUCUACCUCGGGGGGUGCUUGAGGAACAUCUCGCUGUGGUUGCAGCAGCACGAGUUCUCCAUUGGGACUGUGAUUCUGGUUCUACUGGGAGUGCAGGUCCUGACUGUUUUUGCCACCACGCGACUCCAACAGAGGAUUCACUGGCAGAAAGUUCACACGUAACGGGAUGUAAAUUGGAAUUGUAUGUUGAUAUUGAACACAUUGGCAUAACGGUGCUAGACGUCCAAUUCAUUUGAAGAGGAAGGGCUAGCAGCCAGCACUCCCAGUCCAAAUGGAUUAGACGUCUAUCAAGUGGGAACUUCGAAAGACAACUAGAAUGCAUCCUCAAGCAAUAGAUGUAAAAAAACAGUAACAGCUUCAGUAACAGUAAAAUUUUUGCAGUAGAUUUUUGUUCUUUUAAACUGAAAAUCAUUGUUGGAAAAAUAAUUGUGUUGUUUUUUUUUUUCCCCUGAAAACCAUGGCGUCUUUUUAAGAUGUUGCAAAUAAGAAUGAGUGUGUGUUGGUCACAUGUUGGGAAAGCACAAGGACAUAACAAUGGUGAAUGAGGUACUUAUGGCCGAGAUGAAGUAAUGGUUUGGUCCAUAAAAAACAGUCAUUAAUAAAAUACCAAGGUAAGGACACCUGGAAUUGAUUUACUGUGUGUGUGUGUAGUAAUGUGAGCCAACUCUUUGUUUGUGUAUUUUCAUUUCAUGACAGUAUUUCUAUGAUGGAUUUCAGAUUGACCUGUUAGCAUUUUUAUUACACUGCAGUGAAUAGACCCUACUCACCUACAUCACAAAAUGACGUGUCGCUGUAUCCGGCCGCCAUAUUGUCCAUCAUUUUUUAGACCUAUUCUCAUUGUUUUCAAUUAGUCGUGCAAGUUAUAGAGCAAUUCAUGGAAGCCCCGGUGUUGUCAGACGCUGUAAACUCAUUGGAUGCGUCGCAUAAA
Corythoichthys intestinalis (scribbled pipefish) is the source of this 1920-nucleotide messenger RNA. It is a transcript of the gene tspan10, whose product is annotated as tetraspanin 10. NCBI's taxonomy places the organism in Eukaryota, Metazoa, Chordata, Actinopteri, Syngnathiformes, Syngnathidae. The transcript has 4 exons. Bases 183 to 1154 code for a protein of 323 amino acids. Gene Ontology annotation, cellular component: plasma membrane. The record is from RefSeq and is a predicted model, not a curated record.